Molecule: messenger RNA, 1494 nt
Organism: Sparassis crispa
Lineage: Eukaryota; Fungi; Basidiomycota; Agaricomycetes; Polyporales; Sparassidaceae
Exons: 2
Coding region: 1-1494 (497 amino acids)
Source: RefSeq, a predicted model, not a curated record
AUGUCCGCCCUCUCGUGCCCGCCUCCCUCGCCCACCUGUGCGCUGUUCGCCCAGUAUUCCCCGCUCUUCACCUCGGGGCUCCUCUCCGACCCGCGCGUCCCCACAAAACGCCGCAAGUGCGCGCACGACUCCUUCCCGCUCACCGUCAACACCGCCUCCCUCAGCUUCUCCGGCGUCCUGCGCUCGUCCCUCGACCUCGUCGAGGACAGCACCCUCUUCCUCACCCUCGCCCCCCGCCGCCGCGUCCCCGAGGGCCGCUCCUUCCUCUCCCUCGACCUCGCCGAGAGCCAGUCCAUGCGCUCCGUCAGCCUGCGCCGCAAGGACACCGUCACCACGCGCGCGACUGCUGCUACUCUGUUUGGGCGCUCCGAGCCGAGUUCGCCCUCUGCGCUCUCGCCGUUAUCACACCGUGCCCCCCUCUCCCUCUCCUUCUCGCGACCCGCGCCCUCCCCCCGGCGCGCCCUCCCCCUCCCGUCCCCCAAGCCCGCUCCGCGCGCGAGCCUCCCGCAGCCCCCGCGGCGCCCCGCCCUCUCGCUGUCGACCGCGCCCUCCUCGCAGCUCCCGUCGCCGGUGACGCACCGCCCGACGCGCUCCGCGCCGUCGCUCCUCCCCCCGCCCGCGCGCACGUCCCCGCUGGCGUCCCCCGCGCUGCAGUGUUUCAUGGUGUGUCCCACCCGGCCGGCUUCUCCUGGUAGCGCGCGCUCUGUGGCUGCGGGUGCUGCGACUCUGCCUUCUGGUCGGGAUGGUACCGGGGAGGACGCGGAGCCGGCGUGCGCGGGCUCCCCCGAGUCUUGCGCGGUUUCCCCUGCGCGCAGCGCGCUUUCUGUGUCCACCGCUCCGGCGCCUUCUGUGCCGCGCGUGGUUGCUGGUGUGUCGCAAGCGCGCUCCGCCGAGUGUUCGUAUUUGCUGUUCUCGCCGACGUCCCCCGCGCGUGCGCCUCCCAGCGUGCGCUCGGUGUCCACGGCUGCCCCCAUUCCGACUUGUGCGCCCGCGCCGUCUGCUCGGGCCGGUACGAGGGAGGAGGACGCGGAGCCGGCGCACGCGCGCUCCUCCCCCGAGUACUCGUAUCUGCUGUUCUCGCCGACGGACUCGUCGUCGUCGUCCGUCGGGUCCCCCCCUCCCGCGCACCCUACUGCGCUGACAGCCUCGCCGUCGGUGCGCUCGACGUCGACGGCUGCGCGGCAGAUGAACCGGAGCGCGGCGCUCGCUGCGCUCGAGGGGCGGAGCCGGUCGACGAGCCGCCGUCGCAGGCGGAGGAGCAACUUUAUGAGUAUGAGCGACGAUGAGGAGGAGGAGGAGGAGGAGGAGGUUGCGCUUGAGCGGGUGUUGGGGGAGGAGGAGGAUGUGGUUGUUCCUGUGCCUGUGGUGGGCGGUGGGGGUGCGGGCUGUCGGACGAUCGGGUCGGUGCUUUACCCGCUUGCGAACUUUAUCGACCUGCGGGAGGACGAGUUCUCGGGGCGGAGCUGGAGGAGCUUCGUCGAGGUCUCGUCGUAG